Molecule: messenger RNA, 578 nt
Organism: Strongylus vulgaris
Lineage: Eukaryota; Metazoa; Nematoda; Chromadorea; Rhabditida; Strongylidae
Source: the annotation of a GenBank genome assembly
AUGACAGCCGAGGUAAAAGCGGAAACCACCAUCAACAUGGAGACGUCGACGGAGAUCAUGGCCAAAACGUCAUCUGAGGCUGAAGCUCACUCCACCAGCGACGAGGAAAUGAGCACCACCCCAGUAAAUGAGCAUGAAGUGAGUGAAGAGCAUGAAGAUGACGACAUUCUGGCUCUGUUCCCUGUAUCAGGUAGCACCUCUGCCAUUGAAGCAUUUGUCAAAGCAAUUGAUGAAGGAAUCACCCAUGAAACGAGCAUAUCAACACUUAUGCCAGAUGAAGAACUCCGUACGGUUCCUCUUCCUGCAGAAGCAACCGAAGCUCCCGUUCCUGAAAGCUCAACUGAACACAAACAGGUGGAAACAAACUUUGGUGAAGAUAAGACGGAGAUCGGCAUGGAUGUAAACUCUUUGAGUGAAUCCACAGCAGCCCCAACGGAGCCAGUAAUCGUCGUAGACGAUGCUUCAGAAAAUGUUGCAGAAACCAAUGAUGUUCAAGCAGGAGCAAAGGAAGAAGUGGUUAGUGAUGACUACUACAGCCAGUUUUAUCAAAACACGAUUAUUUCCUCUGGAAUAUGAAG